This is a messenger RNA of Parasteatoda tepidariorum (common house spider), 1408 nucleotides long. RefSeq names its product twist-related protein 2-like. NCBI's taxonomy places the organism in Eukaryota, Metazoa, Arthropoda, Arachnida, Araneae, Theridiidae. The record is from RefSeq and is marked provisional. Gene Ontology annotation, biological process: developmental process; regulation of transcription by RNA polymerase II. Gene Ontology annotation, molecular function: DNA-binding transcription factor activity, RNA polymerase II-specific; RNA polymerase II transcription regulatory region sequence-specific DNA binding; protein dimerization activity.
CGCGAACAGUGUCAGUUCCUCUUCCCACAAAUCUCUAUCCCCGUCAAGCUGGAUAAUCUUUCCAAAGAGCUGGAUUCGAGAGACGAUUUCGCGCUAUCCUCUGAUUCUUUUGAAAGUGACAUGGGCAUACUUCCAUGUGGUGAGGAUUUGCAAUCACCGGAAAAUCGCGAUUCCUUCAUUCACCAUCAUCGAUUGCCCAAUCUCGAUUCCAGCAUGUUUGUGCAUCAACCUCAAGAUCUUAGUAUUCGCGUUAUGAAUCAGACUGUGCAAAAAACGUGUUCAGAUCUUACACUUCAGAACCGUAAGACUGUUGGUUAUCAUAUGUCAGUGCCAAACGAUUUUUUGAAUCAAUUUCCCAGAUCGAAUCCUUUUCACAUCGCGAUUAAUCAAACUAGAAGUAGAAGGCCUCAUCCGUAUGAUCGAUUCAGGAAAAAAAUAUCUCCUGAUUCAAGCAGCAGCUCAUCAGGAGAUCCACAGGUUCAGAGAGCCCAGGCUAAUAACAGAGAGAGGCAGAGGACGCAGCAGUUGAAUUCCUUUUUUUCUGAUCUCCGCCGUAAAGUUCCUUCAUUGCCUUCAGACAAACUUUCAAAGAUUCAGACUCUGAGGUUUGCCAUGGACUAUAUUCAGUUUCUCAAUCAUGUCCUCAGCCAUGGUUUGGAACUGAUGAGCGGAGAUGUGCCUGAGUCAUGGACUUCAUCUACCUACCUGACCCAUGAACUCCUGUCCCGAGAAUUCCUUUUCAGAAGGAUGCAAAAUGCAUGGGCAUCUCAAAGACACCCCUCCUAAAAAAGUAAACAUAGAAUUCUAAAAAUCCUGCCUUGUAAAAUUCCAUUAUUUUGUACAGACAUCGUUUUAAUGACAACUUGAAAGAGAUAUUUUGUUCUAGGCGUUGAAAAAGCUUCUCUUUGCCAUUUUAGAUGAACUCAGAAUUUUAUGAAAUUGUACUUUUAUUUAAUCCAGAUGAAAUAAUUAAAAUAAUUGCAUAUUGACAUUUUUUAAAAUUGUAUUAUUAAUCAUAUGACAUUAUUGAAUAUUAAAUUAUUAUUUGUAUGGAUUUUUUAUGACAAUGUAAAAUUAUUAUGUUUAGCUUAUGGUUAACUUCAAUUUAAUGUUAAACUUAUUAUCUUUAAAAAACUGUUUAAUUUUUUUUCUUCUCAAAUAUUUAUAAUAAAUAGUGUUUAUAUCUAAACUGAAAAAUCAUAUAGUUAAACUUAUACAUUUUCAUAUUUAAUUUUUAGAUUACCUUCAUCACAUUGUAGACUAUUUAUGGUAAAAUUUAACAAGAUAUAUUCAAGUAUAUUUUAAUAAGUAUUUGGAGAAAAAAAUAUCUGCAGAAAAUAUAUAAACAAAACUAAUUACAUUUGCAAAAAUUUUUAGGCAUUUGAAAAAUAUGUUUUUAAAAAAGGCU